GAGCGGUUGGGCGUUUCUCUACUAGAACUUCGUUCUCUUACCAGUGACUGUGUGUGCGUGCGUUGCGACCGUGUUUAUAUACAAGUGUGUGUGUGGUGUGGCAACAACAAUUUGUUAACGCACACACUCACGCGCAGUUAGCGAACGCAACUUGGCCCUUAGCAAGUCCAGCCAACCGAGAGCAAUCGAAAUAAAAAUCACAAAGUGCCAUCGCAAACAUAAACUUCGAAACGUGCUAAGAGUCGUCAAAAAACGAAAAAUUUGCAGAGAAAGUUGACGACUGACAAGUCCCCACAGUGUUCAAAGUGUAUCUGAGUCUCUCUUAAUGUGCCACCCGCAAGAUGACAUCGCAUUCCUACUAUAAAGACCGCCUGGGCUUCGAUCCCAAUGAGCAGCAGCCCGGCAGCAGCAACUCGAUGAAGCGGAGCAGCUCUCGUCAGACGACGCACCACCACCAGAGCUACCAUCAUGCAACCACCAGUAGCAGUCAGUCGCCGGCAAGAAUCUCGGUUUCCCCGGGUGGUGCAGGACUACCGCCCAACAACGGAACUCUGGAGUACCAGCAGGUCCAGCGGGAGCAGCGGGAUCGCGAGCUGUACAGCAACAGCCACAACAGUCAUCACCACCAUCAGCAGCAGCACCACCGUCACUCGGCGACUGGCAGCGCAUCCUCGCCGCUCUACGAGACCAGCAACAGCCCGGCUGCUCCCAAGAAGGCCAAGCACUCUUCCACCCAGGCACAGCCGCAGGGUGGUUACGAGGAUGCCCUCACCCAGUUUAAAGACGAACGCGAUGCCAUUCAGAAGAAGACUUUCACAAAAUGGGUUAACAAACAUCUGAAAAAGCAUUGGAAGUAUGCUAAGACCUAUACUAUGCUACAUGUUUGUGUAACCACAAAUGGCAUACCCUGUUGUUCUCAAUCAGCCAAUCGUCGUGUGGUGGACUUGUUCGAAGAUCUGCGCGAUGGACACAAUUUACUUUCACUCCUGGAGGUGCUAUCUGGCGAACACCUGCCACGCGAGAAGGGUAAAAUGCGAUUCCAUAUGCUGCAGAAUGCACAAAUGGCUCUGGACUUCUUGCGCUACAAGAAGAUCAAGCUGGUCAACAUACGCGCCGAGGACAUUGUGGACGGCAAUCCAAAGCUGACCCUGGGCCUGAUCUGGACCAUUAUACUGCACUUCCAGAUCUCCGAUAUUGUUGUGGGCAAGGAGGACAACGUAUCCGCUCGGGAGGCCCUGCUGCGCUGGGCGCGUCGCUCGACUGCUCGGUAUCCGGGUGUUCGUGUCAACGACUUCACGUCGUCGUGGCGAGAUGGAUUGGCCUUCUCGGCGUUGGUGCACCGCAACCGACCGGACUUGCUUGACUGGCGAAAGGCAAGGAACGAUCGGCCACGCGAUCGCCUGGAGACGGCCUUCCACAUUGUGGAGAAGGAGUACGGAGUGACGCGUCUGCUGGAUCCCGAGGAUGUGGACACAAACGAACCGGACGAAAAGUCCCUUAUCACGUACAUCUCAUCGCUGUACGAUGUGUUCCCGGAGCCACCCUCGAUCCAUCCACUGUUUGACAUGGAGUCACAGCGUCGCGUGCACGAAUACCGCGACCUGGCCCAGCAGUUUAUCUACUGGUGCCGUGAGAAGACAGCCUAUUUGCAGGAGCGCUCCUUCCCGCCCACUCUCAUUGAGAUGAAGCGUCUGCUGAGUGAUCUGCAGCGUUUCCGCAGCGAGGAGGUGAGCGCCCGCAAGCGCGAGAAGUCCAAGCUCAUCCAGAUCUACAAGGAGCUGGAGCGCUAUUUUGAAACCGUAGGUGAAGUGGACGUGGAGGCCGAACUGCGCCCAGAUGCCAUCGAGAAAGCAUGGUACAGAAUGAACACUGCACUCCAAGAUCGCGAGGUGAUCCUUCAGCAGGAGAUUGAGCGGUUGGAACGGCUGCAACGACUGGCCGACAAGGUUCAGCGAGAGAUUAAACAUGUGGAUCAGAAACUGACUGAUCUGGAGACGCGUAUCGGUGAGGAGGGUCGUCGCAUCGAGCGACUGCAUCCCGUGGACGCGAAGAGCAUUGUCGAGGCCCUUGAAACCGAGAUUCGGCACCUGGAAGAACCCAUCCAGGACAUGAACCAGGACUGCCACGUGCUGAAUGAGGGACGCUAUCCCCAUGUCAGCGAGCUGCACAAGAAGGUUAAUAAGUUGCACCAGCGCUGGGCUCAACUGCGCACCAAUUUCCACACGAACCUGGUACAGAAGCUGUCCGGUUUGAAGUAUCCCGUCCACGAGACCACGGUGACGCGUCAAACGCGCAUGGUGGUCGAGUCCCGUCAGAUCGACACGAACCCCCAUUUCCGCGAUCUGCAGGAGCACAUUGAAUGGUGCCAGAAUAAGUUGAAACAAUUGCUUGCCGCUGACUAUGGCAGUGACCUGCCAUCGGUCAAGGAGGAACUGGAUCGUCAACAGCACGAGCACAAGAUUAUUGACCAAUUCCAUACUAAAAUACUCAACGAUGAGCGUCAACAGACCAAGUUUUCCGGAGAUGAACUGGCCUUGUACCAGCAGCGUCUCAAUCAGCUGCAGAAGGUGUACGCCGAGUUGCUCAGCACCUCGACGAAACGCCUUUCCGAUCUGGACUCUUUGCAGCACUUCCUGGGACAGGCCUCGGCGGAAUUGCAGUGGCUCAACGAAAAAGAACAGGUGGAGAUCACGCGCGACUGGGCGGACAAACAACUCGAUCUGCCCUCCGUGCACAGAUACUACGAGAACCUUAUGUCCGAACUGGAGAAGCGUGAGAUGCACUUUGCAACCAUCCUGGAUCGUGGAGAGGCGCUGCUGAACCAACAGCAUCCGGCGUCCAAGUGCAUCGAAGCCCAUCUGACUGCCUUGCAACAGCAGUGGGCCUGGCUGCUGCAGCUUACUCUUUGCUUGGAGGUCCAUCUGAAGCACGCCACGGAGUACCAUCAGUUCUUUGGGGAGAUCAAGGAUGCCGAGCAAUGGCUAGCCAAGCGUGACGAAAUACUCAACAGCAAGUUUUCGCAGUCGGACUUUGGCUUGGACCAGGGUGAAACUUUGCUAAGGGGAAUGCAGGAUUUGCGCGAGGAGCUGAAUGCCUUUGGCGAGACAGUGGCUACAUUGCAGCGAAGGGCUCAGACAGUGGUGCCUCUAAACAAGCGCCGCCAGCCGGUUAACCGUCAGGGACCCGUGCAGGCCAUCUGUGCCUACAAACAGCAGGGUCAGCUGCAGAUCGAAAAGGGUGAGACUGUAACUCUCCUGGACAACUCGGGCCGAGUGAAGUGGCGCGUGCGCACGGCCAAGGGUCAAGAAGGACCAAUACCCGGUGCCUGCCUGCUGCUUCCGCCUCCUGAUCAGGAAGCCAUCGAUGCCGCCGAGCGUCUGAAGCGACUUUUCGAUCGAUCCGUAGCUCUCUGGCAGAAAAAGCACCUACGCCUACGCCAGAACAUGAUCUUCGCAACCAUUCGUGUGGUUAAGGGCUGGGACUUUGACCAGUUCUUGGCUAUGGGUCCCGAGCAGCGCACGGCCAUCCGGCGUGCCCUCAACGACGAUGCCGACAAGUUGCUGAGCGAGGGCGACCCCAACGAUCCGCAGCUGCGACGCUUGCGCCGCGAAAUGGACGAGGUUAAUCGCUUGUUCGAUGAGUUCGAGAAGCGAGCCCGCGCCGAAGAGGAGAGCAAACAAGCCAGUCGCAUUUUCACCGAGGAAUGCAUUGCUAUUAAGAGCAAACUGGAGGAUAUGGCCCGUGAGCUGGAUCAGAUUAUAUUGGCUCCAUUGCCACGCGAUCUGGACUCUUUGGAACAUGUGCUUGAGAUUCACUCGGACUAUGAGCGCAGGUUGAACCUUUUGGAGCCAGAGCUGAAGCAUCUGCAAGAGACUUUCCGUACGAUUGCCCUAAAGACGCCCGUGCUAAAGAAGAGCCUUGACAACCUGAUGGAGCUGUGGAAGGAGCUGAACACCCAGAGCGGUCUGCACAAGGACCGCCUGAAGCUGCUUGAAGCCUCUCUGGCUGGCCUGGAGGACAAUGAGCAUGUGAUUUCCGAGCUGGAGAACGAGCUGGCCAGACACCAGGAUUUGCCUUCGACGGCCGAGGGACUGCAGCAGGUGUUCAAGCAACUGAACCACAUGCAGGACAUCAUCACACAACAGCAGCCGCAGAUGGACAAGAUGAACGAUGCAGCCGAUCAGCUGGGGCGCAUGGGUGUGCCCACCAAGGUGCUCGGCGACCUCAAGCGACUGCACUCGAAUGUGGAGCGUCUCAACACGCGCUGGAGUGCGGUGUGCAACCAACUGGGCGAAAGAAUGCGCUCAUGCGAGACGGCUAUCGGGCUGAUGAAGAAUCUCCAGUCGAGCGUGCAAGUGGAGGAAUCAUGGGUGGAUGGCACCACGGAGCGACUGUCUGCCAUGCCCACUGCCACUUCGGCGUACGAACUAGACAAACUGCUCGGAGCUGCAAUCGAACGAAAACCAAAAAUCGAAAAUGUCAACGUGGCUGGAGGACGACUUAUACGCGAAGCCAAGAUCUACGAUAGCAAAUGCCUACGCUUUGUGGACUGGUUGCUCGAGGCCCGUCCGUCGUUUUCGCCGCCUCGCCGGGAUCUCCGGCCGGCGGACAGCGAUCCGGGUGCCACACAGUAUUACAGCCAACGACUGGACAACCUUAAUACGAAAUACGACAGAUUGCUGGAACAACUGUCGCAGAGGCUUAAAACGGCAAUCGAAGUCAAUGGCAGCGAUGGUCUGCAAUACGCUGAGAGUCUACAGAAACCGCUCAAGACCUUUAGGGUUGACUUCAGUGCGGGCAGCGUGCCAACUGGCGAUGGUUACGCUGCGCGCCAGGAAGAUCUGUACACCACCACCUACAGCACCACACAGUUCAGCUCAACGAAGACAACGAAAAGCUCUACGAAGAGCGUUUACAGCAGCGAUGGCUUGGAUGCUGCUAAUCAGGAGGGUAGCACCACUAACCUGCCCCAGUCCCAGAUUCAGUUUAACGAAAUCCGGACGCUUAAGCGCUCCCAACAGCUGGGAAGCCAUUCCGUGCUCGAUAUAGCCGGAAUUCGAGAUCCGCGUACAGGUCGCGUUUUAACCAUCGGCGAAGCGAUUCAGCUACGCAUCCUGGACGUGCGAACCGGCGAGAUGUUGGUGGCUGACCGCCGCAUCACGCUGGAACAAGCAGCCGACCAGGGGCUAAUCGAUGCGCAGCUGGCCGGGCAGUUACUUCAGCCUGGAGCCGGUCGGGAUACCACCGGACGGGAGCUUUCGCUCCUGGAGGUUAUUCAGCGCGAGAUUAGCGAAGCGGAAUCUGGCUACGAGACGGCCGAGAAGCGGAUCAAGGUAAACAACACUGUCACCGUAGAGCAAUCAUCCGGGGAGCUGGGUUCUCCCGAAAAUCCCCGAAACAUUGCCGACGCCAUUACCGCGGGGAGUGUGGACACCAAGACCGGCCUGUAUCGCGUUAAAUCGGGCCAGACGAUCAGCCUGGCGGAGGCCUACGAGCGCGGCUACCUCAUCAGGCACGAGUCGGUGACAAUCAAGUCGAAUGCGCUGUGCCUGAGCGAUGCGAUUGCGCAUGGCCUGGUCGAUGGCGCCGGCUGGAUAGCGGAUCGCAAUUCCGGCGACAAGUUCCGUCUGGACUCGGCCAUUGCCAACCAACUAAUUGACGCGAGUGUUCGGGAAGUGGUGGACGCGAAACGCGAUGCGAAGAUAACACUGCAGGAGGCACUGCAGUCGGGUGUUCUAAAUGCGAAAACGGGUCGGUACGUAAACGAGGUGACCAAGGAGAAGCUAACCUUCGCGGAGGCGCGCAACCGUCAGUUGAUCGUAAAACCGUACACGCUGAAGGACAUCUGCGACCUGAACCUGCUCGACAAACAGGCCCAGAUCACGAGUCCCAUGCGCCGCGAAAAGUUAAGCAUCAUGCAGGCCAUCGAGGCUGGUGUGCUGGACGGAAAUCUGCUCAAGUGCAUCACCAAGCGUAAGGGUGAACUGGUCACCCUUCAGGAGGCCAUCGCGGACGGCAUCGUGCUGCCGGCAGAGUGCAAGUACCGCGAUUUUAUGACAGGAGAGUUGAUCAGCAUUCCGGAGGCGGUGGAACGCGGCCUGAUCAGCUCGGUGGCGCAGCGAUCGAUCUUUGACAUUGACGGGUUCAAGGAUCUGAGAAGCAAUGACUAUGUUAGCUUUAAUGUGGCCCUCUCGCGCGAUCUUUUGCGUCGCAAGAGCACGGGCUUUGCCUUAGAGACUGGUAGGGAUAGUCUAGUUCCACUUGAGGUGGCAGUAAGUGAGGGUUUGGUACGCCAGGAGGUGUACGAGAUGUUCAGCCGCGGCAUCGGGGUUCAAAACGCCAGUGGCAAGGAGCUUAGUGUCUUUGAUUUGGUCUAUCACAAUUUGAUUGACCCGAAGACGGGAUAUCUGUUGGAUCCCAAGAGCGGGGAGACAGUGCCUCUAGAUACCGCGAUCGAGCGGAAGUUUAUUACUCCAGAGGGUGCUCUUCUUUUAAGCAGUUUGCUUAACAUCACUUUGACUACGGAGACGGUGACGCGGACGAUUAAUCGUUAUGUGACAAUCAGGGCUGGUUCCCAGGAGCCGGGCGACACUGUGCUGCUCACCUUUACGGAGGCAGUGCGUCAAGGCUUUAUUGACGAGGAAAGACAGCUCUUCAAAGAUCCUAAAACCGGCAAUGUUUACUCGGUGCAGCAGGCUCUUAACUACGGCUUGUUAGUUCCCGACAGCAACCAAACGGUGCCAGAGCCAACUAAUAGAAAAAAAACAAAGUCCACUAUUACCAUUGUGACCAAGCAGAUCAUACCAGAAGCAGAGCCCAUUAAGCUAAACACACAGCACACCAAAUACGUGGAGAAGUCGGUGGAGAUUCCCAUUUCCCAGGAACUAGUGAAGCCACAGCGUGUAGUGUCCGAAUUUAUAAAUAUGGAAAAGAGCAGCUAUAUCGAACAAAACGUGACGGAGCGGCAGAUCAUGGAGCUGCCUCCAGGAGGUUGGCGGCUGAAAGACGCCAUCGAGCAGCGGUUGUUUAACCCAGAUACAGGAGUAUUCCAUGUGCAUGGCACGGAUCGCUUAGUCAACUUUGAGGAGUGCAUCAACAAGCAGAUUAUAAACAAUCUAUCAGUUUCAGUAAUUGAUCCCAGCACCGGCGACAAGAUCUCUGUGCAGUCAGCCUUUGAACGUGAUAUACUGGACAGUUAUGGAAACUACACCAAUAGCAGGAAACAAGUGCAGGGCAUGCGCAGUGCCAUCGACGAGAGUAAAAUCAUCCUGGAGACAGUCCCAGCCACGAGGGGCACCAACCAAAAGACAAUUCUUCGCAUCACUAGGGUAAACAACAGUCCGGAUGUGCUGGAGGUGUCGACACUCCUAAAAGAUGCGCCGCCCAAGUUUGUAGAAGUUCUUACCUGCCAGCGGGAGCUCGCCUCUCCGGAGCCUCUGCAAAUCGCCCCGGGCGCCAUCUAUGAUCCCUCAACAGCGCUGGUAAUCUUCACGCAAACCGGGGAGACUGAAAACAUUCUUGAUGCCGCCCGCCAGGGACUGAUAGACGAUCAGCUAAUCAAGAUUGUAGAUCCUACAACCAAGCAAGCGAUUUCCAUAACUGAAGCGAUAGCGCGUUCUAUUUACGAUCCCAAGACCGCCACUAUACUUGAUUCUGAAGGACAACCUGUGGACCUGAUCACAGCAACUAAACUGGGUCUAUUGAGUGUCGUGGGUGCCCCAUUGGUUGCCGCCGAAGGAGCCCUUAGAACCGUACGCUUCGUCACCGAUCCGCGAACCGGUCAACAAAUACCUGUGGAGGUGGCUUACGAGAGAGGCAUUGUCUCACGUGAUCAGCUGCAUCGCGGGCGAUCCUUUGAUAGUGAACCGGCGAAAGUUGAGGAGAAGGUGGUAGUGUUGCAAAGAAUGCGAAAGGUCAUUCUGAAGCCAAAGGAUGCUUUACGAAAGGGAAUUAUCGACGAGGAGACAUGUGAGAUACUCGAGAAUACAAACAACUUCACCAAUCCUAAAGGUGAGGUGGUUAACAUAAGUGAGGCUCUAAACACGGGACUGAUUGAUGGACGCCGUGGACAAAUCAUUGAUCCUCAAAGCAAUCGUUUUCUUAAUUUGAGGCAAGCGGUGGAACAAAAAGUUCUUGAACCCGAUCAGACGAAUCAUAUUCUAAUGCCGUUGGCCAAGAGCUUAUCUGUGCCACGGCUGGCAGCGCAGGGGUUAAUUGAUCCACAAACGCAGACUAUUGUCCAUCCGGAGAGCGGUUAUCCACUGAGCAUCCAUGAGGCGAUAGUAUGCGAAGUCUUGGAUCCGCAUUCGAAACUGCUUAAACCGGAGAAGUGUACCCUGGAGGAGGCAAUCACAAAGGGCAUUGUGAACGCUGAUGAUUCUACAUUCAGCCAUAAGAAUAAAAGCCUCAACAUUACAGAAGCCAUUGAAGCGAAGCUUUUCGACCCAAGUUACGAUCAGCAGAAAUCCAAAGUCGAAAUUCCUCCGGUGGGUAUGAUAUUCCCAGUGGCAGUGGAAAAGGGCCUUGUGGAACCGUCGAAGCGUGUGGUUCUGCACCCAACUACAAGGAAAGCCAUUUCCAUCAAGCAAGCCAUUAAGGAGAACUUCAUUAUGUCGAUUCCCUACUCACCGAAACCAGAUGCUAUAGAGGUGGUUACUGCGAUGGAGCGAGAUAUAAUCGAUGUGGCUGCGCAGACGCUGACAGUCCCGUCCACUGGGGAACGUGUACCUCUGCGUCAAGCUAUGGAAAAUGGAAUUUUAGUAGUAAAGAAUCUCUCCGAUUUUGUCGUUACCCAGAAACCCAUUCCCAAGACGGAGGUAAUGGAGACUGUGCGUGCGGUUCACACGGUGACAACCAAAACCAUUGAGCUGAUGCAGGGUUACGUUCUUAUUUCUAACAACGAAGUGCAGAACGUUAACACCGGUGAAGUAUGCACCUUGGAGGAGGCUAAAGACCUCGGAAUCCUGCGCGAAGAAUCCACAACUCGAGAGACCAAGGCGGCGGCAGGAGAAAGUCCGGAAUCGAUUGCUGCACUAGCCACUAGCAGCGAUCAAACUGUGGUAGUGGAGGAGCGCACCCAGACAGUGGUGGUAAGUUCGGACACACGCAAAGAAGAAUUGCAAGUAGUCAGCACAACGCAAUCCACCAAGGAAAUACCGGUUUCAAUAUUGAGCGAAACCGAAAAGAAGGAACCAUCAAAGACGUUACAGAAUGUAAGAGAUGCCGCCAAAAUGGGGGCACUCGGAGUCAUCGCAGCCCCUGUACUGGCCGGAGGAGCCAUCGUGAGUGGCGUUAAAAGCCUCAUCAAGUCUGUGAAGUCUCCCACAGAAGAUGCCAAGUCCAAUGCGAAACCAGAGCAACCUCAGAGCAGCUUCAUUGACCAGGAGCGCCGCAAUAUGUUACAGCCACAACAAGUGCCAAGUGACGUGGAUUAUCUUCUCGACGAAACGAAUAACUUUAUUAGCUCCACAACUGCCAACUUCAUAGCCAACGAAAAUCAGCAGGAUUCCAAAAAGUUACCACAUGAAGAAGUGGGGCCUUUAACAGUUGAAUCAACAAGGACACUGACCACCACAACAGUUAAGACCGUAACUACCUCAAAGACAUCAUCAGAGAUCGCAAAUCUAGAGCCAGUUGUGGUGGAAGAUGUCACCGCUAGCAUUACUGUCGAGGAGAGUCCAAUGGUAGAAAUGGUAAAUGAAGUAUCAGAGAAACCUAAGCAAGUGUUGGAAGAUAAAACAAAUGCUUCCAAGGUAACUGAAAUCAUUACCACAGUUACAACUAAGGAGACAGAUUGUUUGCCAGAAAAACCAUCUCCAACUAAAUUCACUUCUGAAGAGCCAACAAAGAAGGAACCCAAUGUUAUGAAAGAACCGGAGUCCCCGAAGCCUGUUCAAAAAGACCGAACUCCCGACUCAGCUCAAGGAGAAGUAUCUUCAGAUGCAAAUAAAACGGACUCGACUUCCGAGGUGGUUAAAAAAGAGAAAACUCCAGAGCCGGCCCAGAUCACAGAAAAAGAAACUAAUCGUGCAUCGGCCAUUGAAACAGAACCUUCCCCAGAGACCACUACAAAACCAGAACCCAAACCAAGAACUGGUAAAAAAGAAAUGCAUCCCGAUAUCGAGCCGCCUUUCACAGCACCACUUGCACCAUUUGUUGAUAAACUCACUGAUACCUCGAUUACAGAAACCGAAAUUAAACCCGUUGCUAGUUCUCAAACUAUAACAACUAUUACAACUGUAAAAACAAUUGAGGAGCAUCCAAUGAUUGAGGAAGGUACUGUGACUAGCAAACCUGACAUGAUUGUUGAUGUGCAAGUAAAGGAACCAGCCGUCCAAGAGCCUUCCAACAUGGAUAAGCCAAGUGAUAUCACUAAGAAUUCUUUUAAGCCUGAACACACCAGUACAACAGUGCUCAAUGAAAGCACUUUUAUUAUUGAAGACCCAAUUAUCACAGAAUCUACAGUAACAACAACAACUAUUAGAACAACCACCACAGGCGCUGAGGCGAACCCGCCCCACGAGCUUAAAGUUACGGAGGAGAAACCGGCUGCGGAGGAGCUAGUACAACUUAUCCCAGCUCAGCCCUCAGAGACAUCACAGAAAACUAGCGGUGAAGAAAGUAAGUCAGAACACACAGACACUGAGUCGCCAGAUAAGGAGCCAAUACAAGAUGAUCCAACUCGACCUAUUGAGACAUCUCAGACAAUUAAAUCAGUGAUCGCAAAGACAACUGUCAUUAGUGAAGAAAAUCCACAACUUUCAAGUGAUCUUGAGCGUACUGUUCUACCUCAGCCUGCUUCGGACAAGCAUCAAUCAGUAGUUGAUUUCAUUGAGAUGGAAAAAAGGCCACAAGGGUCGGAAAGUAGCACCAGCAUUCUGCAGAACGUCAAGGAUGCUGCUAAGUUAGGGGCUCUUGCAAUUGUGGGAGCACCCGUCCUCGCUGGCAAGGCUUUGGUAGAUGUUCUAACCACAGAAAAAACACUCAAACCACAACAAUCCAAUCAAUUGGGGCCUGAGACAGUGGAAGAAUUGCCAACGGAUAACAUCUCCACCAUCCCCGCCACAUUAAUAACAAAAGUCACCACUAUAACAUCCACCUCCACAACAUCAACCGUUGAAAGCACUCCCUUAGAUGAGUCCCAUGACGUAGUUGAACUGCCUGCUGAGUUUGCAGAAACAACUAUCAAGCGAGAAGUGCCCAGAACACUGCCCAUUGGCGAUGCCAUUUCCCAAAAACUGAUUAGCCCCGAUGAGUGUCAGGUGAUAGUAGAUGGAGAACAACAGUCUCAAACUGUUUCCACGCUGCUCAAGGAGGAGCAGCUGAGUCCAUUAGACGAAGUGCAGAUCAUUGACGACAAACUGAUUGUACUGCAUCAGGUCACCUACCUGGUGGACGCCGACACCGAACUGACGCCCGAAAAUCUGGGCGAGCUUAACAUCUACGAUCCCGAGAACCAGUACUUUAUUGAUCCGAGCACUGGCCAGAAAAUCUCCUUCCAUACGUUAGUAUUUGACAUGAAUGUUUUCAACCCAGAAACCAUUCUGGUAAAAAACUUUAGUACCGGCAAAUACGAGACUCUCACUGCAGCUUUGGAACGUCCUCUUCUGGACAGGCACACUGGUCACAUGGUCGAUCCCAAGACAGGCAAGAAAAUACCAUUCUUUGAAUGCAUUGCUCGCCAAUGGAUCAUCCGUGCGAAACCCGAGGAGCAGCGACAACCAGGCAUUGAUAACGUAACAAUAGACACACAAACCGGACAGGUGGUGCUUGACGAUGGUCGAGUUUGCUCCAUUGUUGAGGCCAUCAACAGUGGCAAACUGGACAUCCAGUCGAUAUCGGUGCGCGACCCAGUCAGCGGUGAGGUUAUUCCACUGCGUAUGGCAAUUGAGUUGGGGGUUGUAGACAUGCAGGCUGGCACGGUGAUAGACAUCCAAACGCUUAAAGAAAUCCCUAUGGAGCUGGCCUUCCAGCUGGGCUUCCUAGUGCCCGGUGCGCGCAAACCCAUUUCCCUGGAGGCCGCCGUUCGCAAGGGCCUCUACGACCCCGAGACAGGAAAACUAUUCGACUCAGAGAGUCAGAACCAGGUCGAUGUGCAAAAGUCCAUUGAAAUUGGUUUAGUGGAUCCAAAGAUCUCAUUAAUUGUGGAUACUGUCACAAAGAAGGAAGUCAAGCUGGAUUGCGCCAUCGAAGAUGAUUUGGUGCUGCCAGCCACAGGUCAAAUCAAAGACAACAAGAAUAACACACUAGUGCCCUUCGAUGUUGGUGUGCAACAGCGUUUGCUGAAAACCGACAGUGUCACCUGGAGCCUGCCAGAGUUGCUACAGCGUGAAUACUACACGCCCAGCACUGGCAAGGUUCUCAAUCCUGUCACCGGUGAGGAGAUUCUUCUCCAGCAGGCCAUUGAAAUGGGCUUUGUAGAGCUGGAGACGACGUUGGUCAAGGAUGCCGAUCACGACAAGAUUUUGCCGGGCAAAGAGGCAGCAAAGGUGGGUCUUCUGGACACGGUUCGUGGUACCCUAAGCUCGCCCAACAUCAGUCUCGAUGAGGCCUUCGUUAAGGGCUAUCUCAUUAGCACCAAGAAGCCACUGUCUCUAGUCGAUUGUCUACUGCGUGGUCUCUACGAUCCUUCGACAGCUAAAUUCACCAUCGACGACAAGCAACUGGACCUGAAAUCUGCCAUUUCUCAAAAGCUUAUCAAUCCUGAGGAGCUUGUGCUACUCGACCCAAGGACAGAGUCCAUUAUUUCGAUUACCGAAGCUAUAGCAAAGGGUUACCUCGAUCCUAUUGCUGGAUAUGUGGUUAAUCCAUAUGCUUCCACUAAGUUGUCCCUCCACGAAGCUCUCGAGAAUCGCAUUCUCAUUCCGCCAAAGCGCAAGCGCAGCCUGCCGGAUGCCGUCUACCGUGGUCUUUACGAUCCCAAGACAGGCCAGUUCAGCAACACGGUGACCCGCGAGAAGCUCACAACUGAACGUGCCAUUCGUAGGGGCAUUCUCGAUCCCGAUUCGACGGUCGUCAAUCUGGGUUCUGGCCAAAUCAUUCCAUUUGGGGUAGCCACCGAGACGGGAAUAGUGGACAGUAAACAAGGUACGGUGAGGGAUGUCGAUGACAAUGCCAUUGACUUUAAGGAAGCUUUUGAUAGAGGUAUUUUAGUGGAAGCCAAAAAACCACUGCGCCUUAUUGAAGCUGUUGUAAAAAAUGUUUACGAUGAGGUAGAUGGACACUUUGUCGACCCCAAGUCGGGCGAAAAACUUAGCUUUGCCGAGGCCUUAAGCACCAAUCUACUAGACGAGCAUAGUGUGCAGAUCAGGGACUUCAAGACGGGUCUUUUUAAGCAGCUUAACCUAACACACGCCAAGGACACCGGCAUCAUUGAUGCCCAGAACUCUAAGCUACUGUAUAACAACCAGACAAUGACCCUCAAGCAUGCCUUUGAUAUUGGAAUCCUUAUGGAUGUCAAUGCGCCCAUCAGUAUUCAGCGAGCAAUCCAUCAGGGACUGUUUGACGACAAGACAGGAAAGCUCAGUGACCCCAGAACUGGUCGCCAGAUCACUCUGCUCGAGAGCAUGCGCAGUUUCGUGAUCAAUCCUCACCUGCCAUGCUACUUUGAUGAGCACACGGAACAGAUGUUCACGCUGAGUGAGACUUGUCGUAAUGGUAUCAUUAAUAGAAGGGAGGGUGUCUUUCGGGAGCCGGGAAGCAAUAGCUUUGUCCCUCUGGGCGAAGCAUUGAGCCUGGGUCUAAUUGUGGACAUUGAGAACGCCGGCUUUGGUCUGUACGAACUACUAUCCAUGGGCUUCUAUGACAUUCUCACGAGAAAGGUUCUGCAUCCGGUUACAAAUCGCAAGCUUGAUCUUAACGAAGCAUGUGUGGAGGAUGUGGUUAGCUUAUCUUCCAGUUUGGUCAAACACCACGAGACUGGAAAGUACCUUCGUCUGGCUAAUGCAAUCAAGGAACAAUUGAUAGAUGACUCAAGGGGUUGUUAUAAUAUAGGUGGCGAGCACUUGGACUUGCAGGUAGCUAGGGCCAGAGGUUUAAUUGUCUCCAAUCGUCGCCUUCUUAGCCUUGAACUCGUGUUGCGCCAGCAGCUUUAUCGGCCCGAUACUGGCAAGUUCUGUGAUCCGACCACCGGGGAAUAUCUCGACCUAAUCGAAUCCAUUCAUUCGGGUUUCAUAGAUCCCGCGACGACAGUGUUUAAGAACCAGCUCACCGGAAAGGAGUUGGCGCUCACAGAAGCCAUCGAGAAUGGUGACAUUGACGUGUCGAAGGGUAGAGUAUUUGACCCCAAGUCUAAGUCAGCUUAUAACUUUGACGUGGCACUCUCUCGCGGAAUUUUGGUGACUGUUACCCGGCCACUAACCGAUCGCAACGAUGUGGUGCGGCGUCAGGAUAGCGUCGAAUUGUUAGGUCAAACGCCCCUAAGCGUUGUAAUAAGCAAACCGCGUGAAAUGUCUCUCGAAGAGGCCAUUCGUUACAACAUAAUCGAUCCCAAGACCGCUCUUGUUCGCGAUUUCGAUAGCUUUAAAUUCGUACCUUACUCGGUAGCAGUAGAACGCGGUCUCGUGGACACCACUAAGCGCACACUCGUUGAUCCAAAGGCGCUGUACUUUGCCUUCGAUCCCACUUUAAUCGUGUACGUACGUAAACCCAUAACCUUUGAAGAGGCGGCCGAGUCCAAGUGUCUGGACCUGCAGACCGCAAUGCUGACCUAUGUGCCAGCAAGUGUAUCUGCCUGCACGCCAGCCGCAUUAGCCGGCGACGACAGCGCAAACGAUUCUCUGACUGUCAUCGAGACGCCCAAGGUAUACACGCUAAAGGAAGCCGCCAGUGCGGGCGUUGUGGAUCCCGACUCCGCGCUGGUCAAGGAUCUGGCUAAGGCCAAGCUCGUCCGUUUGCCGGAAGCAUUCCGCAAGGGUUUGAUGGAUGCGAACAAGGCGAAUGUGCUCAACACUCAGACCUCAAAGCUUUGCACCCUGCAGGAGGCCUAUGAGAGUGGCCUGAUCUGCACGCCUAAGCGCUCAUUCGGUUUGCUAGAAGCCAUCACCUUUAACCUGUACAACCCAACCAAUGGCUGCCUAGUUGAUCCCUUCCAAAUGCAUCCCGACAUCAUCCGCCGACGCAAGUUUACGCUGGCCGAGGCCAUUGGCUCGGGUCUGGUGGAUCCGUCAUCGACGGUGGUACGUGACCCCAGCACUGGGAUCAUUGUACCACUGGCAGCUGCCAUUAGCAGCGGGCUCAUCAAUGCCAUCGAUGGUCGCCUGACCGACGCCAAUGACCCGAAGAACAACAUCGACCUGGUGAAGGCCGCCGAGAAGGGUUUACUCCUGCCGGCAGAACAGAGGCAAGCAGUAUUCGAGAAGUUCAACAUGUGCGAAGAGAAUGUCAACGAUCUGUUGAAAUGGGUCACCACUGUGGAACAGAAAAUCUCAAGUGUCGGCGGACCUCGUGAAAAGAUCGAUGAGUUGCGCAACCAGAUUAAUGCUCUUAAGCAAAUUAAGGAUGAGAUCGAGUCUCAGCAGCGGCCGGUAGCCACUUGUUUGGAGCAAAUCCGACAGAUCGUGCUCACCGGUGGCGAUGUUUUGUCUGCCCCCGAAGUGACCACUUUGGAGAACUCUGGCCGGGAGUUGCGUUCCCGUGUGGACCGUGUCAACGAUCGCACCGUGCGCUUGCUCCGCCGCUUGGAAGCUGGUCGAGAUGAGCUGACAAAACUACGCAGCGAGUUGGAUGUCUUUUCCGAUUGGUUGCAAGUCGCCCGACGCACUCUGGAGGACAAGGAACGUUCCCUGUCCGACUUGACUCGUCUGCCUUCGCAAGCGGAUUCUGUUCGGGAAUUUGUGAGUGAUGUGAUUGGCCACCAGGCCGAUCUGCGGUUCAUUACAAUGGCUGCCCAGAAGUUUGUGGACGAGAGCAAGGAGUUCUUAGCCAUUCUUAACGACUUCCGUACUUCACUGCCUGAACGCUUGCCUCACGUCGAGCCGCUAUCCAGUGCAGAGAGUCCAAUCCGCCAAGAGGUAUCUUUGGUCUCAGCGCAAUACAAGGAUCUGUUAAAUCGGGUCAACGCUCUGCAAGAUCGUGUCUCCGGCUUGGGUGGACGCCAGCGUGAAUACCAGGAUGCCUUGGACAAGGCCAACGAGUGGCUAAGAAGUGUGCAUCCACGUGUUUCGCGCAUUAUCUCCGAGCCGAUUGCCGGCGACCCAAAGGCAGUGCAGGAUCAGAUGAAUGAUGCAAAGGCUCUGCACAACGAGCUGCUCUCCAGUGGUCGUUUGGUGGACAACGCACAGCAGGCCCUUGAUAAUCUACUGCGAAGCCUUGGCGGUCAACUAAGUCCCAUGGAAAUUAAUCAGUUGGAGCUGCCAAUUGCUGAUCUGAAGAACAAUUAUCAGCAGCUGUUAGACAAUCUCGGCGAGCACUGCAAAACGCUGGACAAGACUCUGGUGCAAUCGCAGGGCGUGCAGGAUGCCUUGGACAGUCUUGUGGGAUGGGUCAACCAGGCCGAAGACAAGUACAAGCUAAACCUGCGCCCUGCCUCGCUCAUCAAGGAACGUCUACAAGAGCAGAUCCGCGAGCACAAGGUCCUCCUCGCCGAUCUUCAAUCCCACCAGGCCAGCAUUGACAGCGUUCAAAUCUCGGCCAAGCAUCUGCUAGCCAGCGCUUCGAAUGCCCGCAUUGCCAAGAAGGUUGAGUCGAAUCUAAAUGAUGUCACCGUCAAGUUCGAGAAGCUGUAUGAGAAAGCCAACAAGCGUGGCGAGUUCUUGGACGACGUUUACAACCGGCUAAGCAGGUAUCUGGAUGAAAUCAGCACUGUGGAGCAGCGCAUGGCCAGUUUGCAGGAGGGUCUCGAUAGUCGUGAGACAAGCCUGCUUCCCACCGAGGAGCUGGCCCGCCGGAUGCACGAACUAUCCCGCGAUAAAGAUCAACUGGCACCGCAGUUUGAGGAUUGUGUGCGUAAUGGCAAGGAGCUCAUCAGCCUGCGUGAUGUUACUGACACCGGAGUACUUCGUGAUCGCAUUAAGGCACUUGAAUCUCAGUGGCGUAACAUUAACAUAAGCAUUGAUGAGCGCGCCAAGUUGUCCAAACAAAAGGCCGAACAGCAACUGGCGUACGAAGGCCUGAAGGAUCAGGUUCUCUCAUGGCUAGCCAGCACAGAGGCACGCGUUAAUGGCCUUCCCCCGGUCGCUAUCGAUCUGGAAAGAAUUAAGCAGCAGCAUGAUGAGCUAAAGCCAAUCUGCAAAGAUUACCGCGACUAUGCUCCAACUAUUGACAAGAUCAACGAUAUUGGAGCACAGUAUGAUGCGCUAAUCAGACCAGAGAGUCCUGCUCGCAAACGUUCUACGUACAGUCCGAUUAAGCGGGCUAGUCCGCUUCGCCGCAUGUCCGGAGACGCCAGAAGCCCUAGCCCCACCAAGGGAGGCAUCCUGUCGCCACUAUCAACUGGUUCCAGUGGAUUCGGUAGCCGCAGAUCCUCCCAGGACGGUUUCCAGCUGUCUGAAUUGUCUCCGGUGCAGCAGCAGCUGAGCGAAAUCAACAACCGAUACGGGCUUAUUGGCGUACGGCUGAACGAUCGCCAAAACGAGCUCGACAACCUGAAUGAGGAGCUUCGCAAGCAGUAUGAGAACCUUAAGGGGCUAGCUCAAUUCCUGGAGCGCAUUCAGCGCCAACUACCCAAGGAGUCCGUAUCCAACAAGGACGAGGCCGAGCGCUGCAUUAAGCAGGCGCGAAAGAUUCUAGAGGACAUGUACGAGAAGCAGAGCCUUCUUGACACCACAAAGGCUCAGGUGAAGGACAUCCUCCGACGCAAGUCGGACGUGCCCGGCGCAGAACAGUUGCGCCAGGAGAACGAUAGCAUUCAAGAGAAAUGGAAGAAUCUCAACGACAUCUGCAAGAACCGUAUUGCCUUCUCCGAGAAACUGAGGGACUUUUUGGAUACCCAUGGAAAUCUAAAGAGCUGGUUGGACAGCAAGGAGCGUAUGCUAACCGUGCUGGGACCAAUCUCUUCGGAUCCCCGUAUGGUACAGAGCCAAGUGCAGCAGGUGCAAGUGCUUCGUGAGGAGUUCCGUACUCAGCAACCACAAUUGAAGCACUUCCAGGAGCUGGGACACGAUGUGGUCGACCAUUUGGCAGGCACACCCGAUGCCCAAGCUGUCGAACUGAAACUGAAGGACAUCCUUGGCAAGUGGGAGGAUCUGGUUGGGAAGCUAGACGACCGUGCCAACAGUUUGGGCGGCGCCGCUGAUAGUUCCAAGGAGUUUGAUGCAGCCGUCAAUCGUCUUCGUGAGGCUCUACAGAACAUCAGCGACAACUUGGAUGCUUUGCCCACGGAUGGCGAUCACCAAGAGAAUCUACGCAAAAUCGAAAACCUAGAGCGUCAGCUGGAGGGACAGCGUCCGCUGCUGGCCGAUGUCGAGCAAUCCGCCGCCACCUUGUGCAACAUUCUGGGUGAUCCCGCCUCGCGUGCCGAUGUCAACUCACGUGUUGCCGCCCUGGAGAAACAGUAUUUGGCGCUCCAGAAGAAACUGGACACCAAGAAGGCAGAAACGGAGGCUUCAUUACGCGAUGGCCGCCACUUUGCCGAGAACUGCUCCAAGACCCUUGGUUGGUUAGGUGGAGAGCUUUCCAACCUAACAGACAGGCUACUAGUUUCUGCUCACAAACCCACACUGCAGCACCAGAUCGACACUCAUGAACCGAUUUACCGAGAGGUUAUGGCCCGUGAGCAUGAGGUAAUCAUGCUGAUCAACAAGGGUAAGGACAUAUCCGAUCGCCAGCAGGACCGUGGAGUAAAACGUGAUUUGGACCGCAUCCAGCAGCAGUGGGAGAAAUUGCGUCGUGAAGCCGUUGAUCGCCACACACGUCUACAGACUUGCAUGGAGCACUGCAAAAAGUACUCUCAGACUUCGGAGACAUUCUUGGCCUGGCUCCGUACCGCGGAGGACAAGUUGACCGAUCUGACACCCGGUGUAUUAUCCAAGGCAAAGCUGGAGACGCGUCUACGUGACCUUCAGACCUUCCGUAGCGAGGUUUGGAAGCAUUCCGGAGAGUUCGAGAACACAAAGGGUUUGGGCGAGACGUUCCUCACAAGCUGUGACAUCGAUAAGGAACCUAUUAAGGCGGAGCUGCAGGACAUUCGAGAUCGCUGGGAGAGAUUAAACAAUGAUUUGAUUGCCCGAGCUCAUGAGAUUGAAAACUGCUCACGUCGUUUGGGUGAUUUCAAUGAUGAGUUGCGAAACCUGGAUCAUUCGCUGGGACGCUGCGAGGAUCGUCUUGCAGCACACGAUGCUCUGGGUGGAGCUGCCAAGGAUCCCAAGCUUCUAGAGCGUGUUAAGGCCAUUCGCGAAGAACUUACCAACCUGAGCAAACCGUUGCAGUCGCUCAAGGCUUUGGCCAAGGAUAUCAGUGCUGAAGCAAGGGCUGCUGGUGGCGAUGCUGACCAUUUGACCAGUGAAGUCGAUGGACUGGCCGAUAGAUUGGCAGAGCUGCAGGGACGCCUGGAUGACCGCUGUGGUGAACUGCAAUCUGCGGCCACCGCUGUGUCCCAGUUUAAUGAACAAAUGAAGAGUUUAGGCAUCGAUCUGAACGAUCUGGAGACGGAGAUUGAGAAGCUUUCACCACCUGCCCGUGAGAUCAAGAUUGUUCAAGUGCAAAUCGACGAUGUUGGCAAAAUCCAGAACAAAUUGGAUCGUCUGGUGGGACGUUUGGAGGAUGCCGAACGCGCCGCUGAUGUUUUGGUGGAUGCAGGAUUCGCUGCAGAUACCACCCAGACCCGUGAGCAAAUCUCCACUCUCCGAAAGACUUUGGGUCGCUUGGAUAACAGGUUGCGCGAUCAUGAGGAAAACCUCCAGGCCACAAUAAAGGCCCUGCGCGAGUUCUACGACAACCAAUCUCAGACUCUGGAUGACAUUCAAGACGUAAGCGAUGAGUUUAAGCGCAUGAAGCCCGUGGGCUCGGAGUUGGAUCAGAUUCGCCGCCAGCAAGAGGACUUCCGUAACUUCAGGGAGCGCAAGGUGGAACCACUGGCCAUCAAUGUUGACAAGGUCAAUGUGGCUGGAAGGGACUUAGUGCGCUCGGCUGGCAGUGGUGUCUCUACGUCGACCAUUGAAAAGGACCUGGAAAAGCUUAAUGACCGCUGGAACGACCUGAAAGAACGCAUGAACGAACGAGAUCGCCGUUUGGAUGUGGCUCUGCUGCAAUCGGGCAAGUUCCAGGAAGCGUUGGCUGGUCUAUCCAAAUGGCUCAGUGACACCGAGGAGAUGGUGGCUAAUCAGAAGCCGCCAAGCUCCGAUUACAAGGUAGUGAAAGCACAGCUGCAGGAGCAAAAGUUCCUCAAGAAAAUGCUUUUGGAUCGUCAAAACUCGAUGGGUUCUCUGGCCAACUUAGGCAAAGAGGUUGCCAAUCACUGUGAACCCGCUGAACGUGCCUCCAUUGAGAAACAGCUGAACGAUCUGAUGAAACGAUUCGAUGCUCUGACCGACGGAGCCGAGCAACGUGAGUUGGAUUUGGAGGAAGCCAUGGAAGUGGCGAAGCGAUUCCACGACAAGAUCAGUCCGCUGGAACUUUGGCUGGACAAUACGGAACGGUCGGUCAAGGCCAUGGAGUUGAUACCUACCGACGAAGAGAAGAUCCAGCAGCGUAUCCGCGAGCACGAUCGCUUGCAUGAUGAGAUUCUUGGUAAGAAGCCCGACUUUACCGAUCUUGCAGAUGUGGCCGCCCAGCUGAUGCAUUUGGUCAGCGACGAGGAGGCCGUUAAUCUGGGCGAGAAGGUGCGCGGUGUGACUGAGAGGUACACAGGAUUGGUCGAUGCCAGCGACAACAUUGGAGCUCUGCUCGCCGAAUCUCGGCAGGGAUUGCGUCACUUGGUCUUGAGUUAUCAGGAUCUUGUGGCUUGGAUGGAGAGCAUGGAGGCGGAGCUGAAGCGCUUCAAGUCCGUUCCUGUGUACGCUGAAAAGCUUCUGGAACAGAUGGAUCAUCUGCUGGAACUGAACGAGAACAUUGCCGGUCAUGCUUCGAAUGUGGAAUCUACGGUAGAGUCUGGAGCCGAGCUGAUGAAGCACAUUUCCAACGAUGAAGCCAUUCAACUGAAGGAUAAGUUGGAUUCUCUGCAACGUCGCUAUGGAGACUUGACUAAUCGUGGUGGAGAUCUGCUGAAAAGUGCACAGAAUGCACUACCUUUGGUGCAACAAUUUCAUGAAGCCCACAACCGUUUGGUGGAAUGGAUGCAAAGUGCUGAGGUGGCCCUGGCUCCCAGUGAGCCUCGUCAGGCGGAUGUGCUCCGUCUGGAGGGUGAAUUGGCUGAUAUGCGCCCAAUUCUAGACAGUGUCAACCAAGUGGGACCACAGCUGUGCCAGCUUUCACCAGGAGAAGGCGCAGCCACCAUUGAAAGCAUUGUGACAAGGGACAACCGUCGCUUCGAUUCCAUUGUAGAGCAAAUUCAACGCAAGGCGGAGCGUCUGCAUCUGAGCAACCAACGUGCCAAGGAGGUGACCGGUGAUAUUGAUGAACUGCUCGAGUGGUUCCGCGAAAUGGACACAACUCUGCGUGAGGCGGAUCUGCCAGCGAUGGAGCCCAAAUUGGUUCGUGCGCAGUUGCAGGAGCAUCGUUCUAUCAACGACGAUAUUUCCAGUCAGAAAGGACGUGUGCGUGAUGUUACGGCGUCCUCCAAAAAGGUGCUCCGUGAAUCGCCACAGAGCGAGAAUACUGCUACUCUUCGUGAAAAAUUGGACGAUCUCAAAGAGAUCGUCGAUACCGUGGCUCAACUGUGCAGCGAGCGUUUAGGAGUUCUAGAGCAAGCUCUGCCCCUGUCUGAGCAUUUCGCCGACUCCCACCAAGGACUUACCGCCUGGCUGGAUGACAUGGAGCAGCAGAUCUCGCGGUUGAGCAUGCCGGCGUUGCGUCCCGAUCAAAUCACCUUGCAGCAGGACAAGAACGAGCGUCUGCUACAAUCAAUUGCGGAGCACAAACCUCUUUUGGACAAACUGAACAAGACGGGUGAGGCUUUGGGUGCAUUGGUGGCCGAUGAUGAUAGCGCCAAGAUCAACGAGAUUUUGGACACGGACAAUGCCCGUUAUGCUGCACUUCGUUUGGAACUGCGUGAACGCCAGCAGGCGCUAGAGAGUGCUCUGCAGGAAUCUAGCCAGUUCUCCGAUAAGCUGGAGGGCAUGCUGCGAGCUCUUGCCAAUACCGUGGACCAGGUCAAUCAAUUGGAUCCCCUGUCAGCCCUGCCGCAGAAGAUUCGCGAGCAGAUAGAGGAUAAUGAUGCUUUAAUGGACGAUCUAGACAAGCGUCAAGAUGCCUUCAGUGCAGUACAACGUGCGGCCAACGAUGUGAUCGCCAAGGCGGGUAACAAAUCCGAUCCCGCGGUGCGUGACAUUAAGGCCAAGCUGGAGAAGCUAAACAAUCUGUGGAAUGAUGUUCAAAAUGCCACCAAAAAACGCGGAAGCUCUUUAGACGACAUCCUGAGCGUGGCCGAGCCCUUCUGGAAACAAUUAAACAGCGUCAUGAAGACCCUUAAGGACCUGGAGGAGACGCUUUCCUGCCAGGAGCCCCCAGCGGCUCAGCCACAGGAUAUCAAGAAGCAACAGGUGGCGCUGCAGGAAAUCCGUCAUGAGAUUGACCAGACCAAACCAGAGGUGGAGCAGGUGCGUCGCCACGGAAGCAACCUAAUGAACAUGUGCGGCGAACCCGACAAGCCAGAGGUGAAGAAGCACAUCGAAGACCUGGACAAUGCUUGGGACAAUAUCACAGCGCUGUAUGCCAAGCGCGAGGAGAACCUCAUCGAUGCAAUGGAGAAGGCCAUGGAGUUCCACGAGACACUGCAGAACCUCCUCAAGUUCCUGACCAAGGCCGAGGACAAGUUCGCACAUCUGGGUGCCGUGGGCUCGGACAUUGAUGCCGUUAAGCGACAGAUUGAACAGCUCAAGUCGUUCAAGGAUGAAGUCGAUCCGCAUAUGGUUGAAGUAGAAGCAUUAAACAGAGUUCUCAAAAGACAAGCUGUGGAACUGACGGAACGCACUUCACCCGAGCAGGCAGCAUCGAUUCGCGAACCCUUGUCGGUAGUCAAUCGACGCUGGGAAGCCCUUCUCCGUGGAAUGGUCGAACGCCAGAAGCAAUUGGAGCAUGCACUCUUGCACUUGGGCCAAUUCCAGCAUGCGCUCAACGAGCUGUUGGUCUGGAUCAACAAGACCGACGGUACUCUGGACCAACUGAAACCGAUUCCUGGAGACCCACAACUGCUCGAGGUUGAGUUGGCUAAGCUAAAGGUGCUGGCCAACGACAUUCAGGCCCACCAGAACUCAGUGGACACAUUGAACGAUGCGGGCAGACAAUUGAUCGAAACCGAGAAGGGAUCUGUGGAGGCAUCCACCACGCAGGAGAAACUGCGCAAACUCAACAACGAGUGGAAGCAACUGUUGCAAAAGGCCAGUGACCGACAGCAUGAACUGGAGGAGGCUCUACGCGAGGCUCACGGCUAUAUCGCUGAGGUCCAGGAUAUUCUGGGCUGGCUGGGCGAUGUCGACGCUGUGAUCGGAGCAAGCAAACCGGUGGGGGGACUGCCUGAAACUGCCACCGAGCAGCUGGAACGCUUCAUGGAGGUGUACAACGAGUUGGACGAAAACAGGCCCAAGGUUGAAACGAUUCAGGCCCAGGGCCAGGAGUACAUCAAGCGGCAAAACCAGAUGAAGGUAUCGUCCAGCAAUUUGCAGCAUACACUCCGUACGCUCAAGCAACGCUGGGAUGCAGUGGUAUCACGUGCAUCCGACAAGAAGAUUAAGCUAGAGAUUGCGCUUAAGGAAGCCACCGAAUUCCAUGAUACCCUUCAAGCCUUUGUAGAAUGGCUCACCCAGGCCGAAAAGCUGUUGUCAAACGCCGAACCCGUGUCCCGCGUUUUGGAAACAAUUCAGGCUCAGAUGGAGGAGCACAAGGUGCUGCAGAAAGAUGUUAGCACCCAUCGCGAAGCCAUGCUGCUGCUGGACAAGAAGGGAACUCACCUCAAAUACUUCAGUCAGAAGCAGGACGUGAUCUUAAUUAAGAAUCUACUCGUGUCUGUGCAGCAUCGCUGGGAACGAGUAGUGAGCAAGGCAGCGGAACGCACUCGAGCUCUGGAUCACGGUUACAAAGAAGCCCGUGAGUUCAACGAUGCCUGGAGCGGCAUGAUGCAGUAUCUGCAGGAGACCGAACAGGUGCUGGAUCAGAUCAUAGAGGAGGCCACUGCCUCCAAGGAACCGCAGAAGAUCAAAAAGUACAUUGGCAAACUGAAGGAGACACAUCGGCAGCUAGGUGCCAAGCAAUCGGUCUACGAUGCCACCAUGCGAACUGGAAAGAAUCUCUUAGAGCGGGCGCCGAAGGGCGAUCGCCCAGUGCUGGACAAAAUGUUGCUCGAGCUGAAGGAACAAUGGACCCGAGUGUGGUCUAAGAGCAUCGAUCGUCAACGCAAGCUGGAAGAGGCUCUGCUUCUUUCCGGACAGUUCAGCGAUGCUCUGGGUGAGCUGCUUGAGUGGCUGAAGAAGGCCAAGAGCCGCCUGAACGAAAAUGGACCGGUCCACGGAGAUCUAGAGACGGUUCAGGGUCUUUGCGAGCACCACAAGCACAUUGAGCAGGAUCUGCAGAAGCGCGCAGCACAAAUGCAGGGUGUUCUCAAAACUGGACGCGAUCUAGAGCGAUCUGGCAACAACCCUGAAGUUGGACGUCAGCUCGACGAGAUGCAAUCCAUUUGGGAAGAGGUCAAGAGCGCCGUUGCCAAUCGCGGCGAACGUCUCCAAGUUGCGCUCGUUGAUGCCGAGAAGCUGAACGCUCGUGUCCAGGCUCUCUUCGAUUGGUUGGAUCAUGCCGAGCACAAGCUUCGAUACGCCAAGAAUGCCCCUGAUGAUGAGAAGGUGUCGCGCGAAAUGAUGGAUAUCCACAUGGAGUUUAUGAAAGACCUCCGGGUGCGCGAGCGCGAAAAGACCGAGACGUUCGAGUACGCUGAAGACAUCAUCAAUAAGGCCUAUCCUGAUGCCAUCCCGAUUAUCAAGAACUGGCUGUCGAUCAUUCAGCAGCGCUGGGAGGAGGUGCGCCAAUGGGCCAUUAACCGUGAGUCAAAGCUGGAGCAGCACCUGCAGUCGCUCAAGGAUUUGGACGACACAAUUGAGGAGCUCCUUGCUUGGCUCAGCGGACUGGAGGGAACUUUGUUGAACUUGAAGCACGAACAACUUCCGGAUGAGAUUCCCCCUGUGGAGAAACUGAUCGAGGACCACAAGGAGUUUAUGGAGAACACGGCUCGCCGCCAAAACGAGGUGGACCGCGCCUGCAAGCCAAGACAGUUGCCUCCUGGAGCUCGAAAGCCGUCUCGCAGCGGCAAGACGCCAAUUCGUGGCUCCAGUCACGAUCUGCGUGAGCAGUCACCCGACGGCACCCUGAGGCGUCAAAGCUUCAAGGGAUCUCGUGACCAAGGACUCAACGCCCGCAAAGGAAGCCGUAUCACGCCCACGCGUGACACUCCCGACAGAGAUCGCCUGCCUCAUUACGGCCCCCGAUUCUCGCCAAGCACCUCUGGGCCAGAACUGGAAUUCCGUUCGCCACGCGCCAAGCUUCUGUGGACCAAGUGGCGCGAUGUCUGGAUGCUCUCAUGGGAGCGCCAGCGUCUGCUUAACGAUCAUCUCCUGUACCUGAAGGAUGUGGAGCGUGCUCGCAACUUCAGCUGGGAUGAUUGGCGCAAGCGCUUCCUGAAGUACAUGAACCACAAGAAGUCGCGCUUGACGGAUCUGUUCCGUAAAAUGGACAAGGACAACAACGGCAUGAUUCCACGCGAUGUUUUUAUCGAUGGCAUACUCAACACAAAAUUCGACACCUCUGGCUUGGAAAUGAAGGCUGUAGCCGAUCUGUUUGAUCGCAAUGGCGAAGGUCUCAUCGACUGGCAAGAGUUCAUCGCUGCCCUCCGUCCCGAUUGGCAAGAAAGGAAGCCGGCCAAUGAUUCGGAUAAAAUACACGACGAGGUCAAACGACUGGUCAUGCUGUGUACCUGCCGGCAGAAGUUCCGAGUGUUCCAAGUUGGCGAGGGCAAGUACAGAUUCGGAGACUCCCAGAAACUGCGCCUGGUUCGCAUUCUUCGCAGUACUGUUAUGGUGCGCGUGGGAGGCGGCUGGGUGGCACUGGACGAAUUCCUGCAGAAGAACGAUCCUUGUCGCGCCAAGGGACGCACUAACAUAGAGCUACGCGAGCAAUUCAUAUUGGCCGAUGGCGUCUCGCAGAGCAUGGCCGCAUUCACGCCCAGACGUUCCACGCCCAAUGCGGCCGCCACUGCCUCCUCCUCACCCAAUGCCCAGAAUGGCGGCAGCUCCAACUUGCCGCCUUAUAUGAGUGGACAGGGUCCCAUCAUCAAGGUACGCGAGCGAUCGGUUCGCUCCAUACCCAUGUCGCGCCCAUCGCGCUCCUCACUCUCGGCCAGCACCCCCGACUCCCUGAGCGACAACGAGGGCAGCCACGGAGGACCUUCGGGCCGAUACACACCUCGCAAGGUCACCUACACGAGCACGCGCACGGGUCUCACGCCAGGAGGCUCUCGUGCGGGCUCCAAGCCCAACUCGCGGCCACUCAGCAGACAAGGAUCGAAGCCGCCAUCGCGACAUGGCUCCACGCUGUCGUUGGAUAGCACCGACGAUCACACGCCCUCUCGCAUUCCGCAACGCAAACCAUCGACGGCCAGCACCGCCAGCGGCACCACGCCUCGUCCGGCGCGUCUUUCGGUAACCACCACUGCGACUCCCGGAAGCCGUCUCAACGGCACCAGCACCAUCACCCGCAAGACCGCCUCCGGAUCGGCCAGUCCAGCGCCCACAAGCCGGCCAUCACGGAUUCCGAUUAAGAUACCCUCAUUCGAUUCCAAGUCAACAUCGCCCAGCUCGACUACGAAUCCAACCAGCUUGGGGCGAAACAUCAGCGGUAGUUCCACGCCCUCUGGCAUGCAGACGCCGCGGAAGAGUUCAGCGGAGCCCACUUUCAGCUCGACGAUGCGGCGCACUUCGCGUGGAACAACACCAACGGAGAAGCGCGAACCGUUCCGCCUGUAAGAACGCGACCUCACAGAUGGGGAUGACAAUAGAGAAGCAGAGAAUGCCAAUAUUUAAACCACACACACAAAUUAACGAACUAACUACGCACUGAAGUUCUAAACUAAACCAAACCCUCCUCAGAAAUAACCGAGUCUACAUUAACAAUGAAUGUAGCAGGAACAGCACACAGUUCUAAAGAGACUACCCUUAAAGUGUGAAGUGGAACAGCGAAUCAAUUUAUAGUUGUUUAUACUAUAUAUAUUUUGUAAAAGACACGCAGUUAAGAUGAAAGUAAUGCAGACAUAUAGCUAGCACACAAAGUUGAUCAGACAAGCAACCUACUUACGAGUACUACUAAUACUUAUACUACCUUUUGCUACUACUAAUUUGUAAUGCCUACUACCUUUAUUCACUAGUUAUACACGUUUCCAAAAUUAUGAUUUGUAUAUACUUAUAAAGCGAAAAGCAAGCGUAAAUUAAUGAAAAAUACACUCCAAGUGCUCUAAGGCAAUUAAAAACUACAAAGAAUAAAAACAAAAAAAUAUCGAAAAAAUAUAUAGAAAAAAAUACAACAUUCGAAUGAAAAGUCGGGGCCUCUGCUGCAAACCAACUUGAGUUUAAGGACUCCAUUGGAAUCGCCAGUCCGGUGGAUACCCAGCCAAGAACGGGGAGUGGCAGAAGCAAAACGACCAAAAAAAUAACUAAACCCGUUAAAGGAUAAAAUUUGAUUUUGUUUUGUUAUUAAACUAAUAGGAAAGUGAAAAUUGUAAGCCGCAUAAAGAAAAUAUUUAAUUAUAUACUAAAAGUCAUUACUAUAAGUUUAAUUAAUAUUUAACUGUUAAGAGACAAAAACACACAGAUUUUGUAUUGCAUAAUUAUUUUGUUUUUUAUAUGCAAUACCAGCGAUUGAAUUACGAUGCAGAUGGGUGAAACAAAAACGAACCCGUUUAUAUAAAUAUUGUAAAAUACUAAUACUAAAUUAUUUUGUUGUACGAAACGAACGAAAUGCAUUAAAACUCGUUUUUUGUAAUUCUAUAAAAUUAAAACAAUUUAAAUGCGAAAUAAACAUUUACAAAAAAUAACAACAUAA
Drosophila suzukii is the source of this 28110-nucleotide messenger RNA. NCBI's taxonomy places the organism in Eukaryota, Metazoa, Arthropoda, Insecta, Diptera, Drosophilidae. The record is from RefSeq and is a predicted model, not a curated record.